CCGCAUGCAAAUGGACCUAAACCCCUGACAGCUGCUCCUUGGGCCUCCAACUCUAAGCCCCGUCUUCCCUCUCUGGGCUUGACCGAGACAUAGGGCAGCCUGAUCCCUCUGGUUCCAGCCUUCACAGCCCCAGCAGGACUCCGUGAGUCAUGGGGGCAAGGAGUGGGCCAAACCCCAGAUGGGAGCGGGGUCGGGGUUGCUCCCCGCUUCCCACCCUUGGUCCACUCAAAGCAGGGACAGGCCCGUCCAUCUUCCUCUCUGGAUCCCCUGUGCCUUUCCCCACCCCCCAGGAUCAGACCCAGGGGCAGCUGGUUGGGGUUUGUUGAGAAGAAGGAUUAUCCAGAUCAGUCCCUUCUAAUCUCAGCUCCUGCCUGCACCCUCCCCAUAUUCACCGUAACCCUCUUACCCCCCUUCCCCACAACUCUCAACUAAGAGUCAAAAUCUUGGGCAUUGACGAUGAGCCACCUCUCACCCUCCUAUUCUGGCUCCUGGACUGGUUGCUAGGCAGGCCCUGCCUGCCACGAUCAUCAGCGUUGGUGGGGGCAAGGGCCUGGCGGGGUGGGGGGUGGGGGGGCUGGAGCUGUGGUUGCUUCUGCUCUUCUGCCCCCCUCCCAAACCCCAAACUUUAAUCCUCACAGCUUUGCUCUAAUCCCAUGGGGCCUGAUGCUCUUAUCUCUGCCUACAGGGAGACUGGCCCAGGAAGCACCCCUCGGCCCCUCUUCCCUCCAGGGCUUGUGAGGGGCUGCUCCUCUCUAUAGCCCCACAUCCCUGUUCCCACCUACCCACCGCCCCAGGCUGGGCCCAAGUCUCUCUGGAAGCCGCACACCUCCCUUCCUGCCCUCUCCCCACACCGUUGCCAGCUGAUUUCAUUUGCCUGACGUCGUCGUUGUCGUUGCCCUACCCUUCUCUGUCAGUGCUCCCCCUGACCCCCCCCCCCCCAGAGUUGGGGCCAGGCCAGGCCAGCUCCUCUGGCAGCAGAGCCGGGGCAGGUGACGGGUUGGCGUCGCAGCUGAGAGGGUGAGGAAGCGCCUGGAAACCUGGGAGAGGUCCAGUCAGAGUCCAAGAGCCGGAGCUACCCCUCAACCUGUCAGCCAUGGGGGAAAUGGAGCAGCUGAGGCAGGAAGCGGAGCAGCUCAAGAAGCAGAUUGCCGAUGCCCGGAAAGCCUGUGCUGACAUUACUCUGGCAGAGCUGGUGUCUGGCCUAGAGGUCGUGGGGAGAGUCCAGAUGCGGACAAGGCGGACGUUAAGGGGACACCUGGCCAAGAUCUAUGCCAUGCACUGGGCUACCGACUCCAAGCUGCUCGUAAGUGCCUCGCAAGACGGGAAGCUGAUCGUGUGGGACACCUAUACCACCAAUAAGGUGCAUGCCAUCCCCCUGCGCUCCUCCUGGGUUAUGACCUGUGCCUAUGCCCCGUCAGGGAACUUUGUGGCAUGUGGGGGGCUGGACAACAUGUGCUCCAUCUACAGCCUCAAAUCCCGUGAGGGCAAUGUCAAGGUCAGCCGGGAGCUGUCUGCUCACACAGGUUAUCUGUCUUGCUGCCGCUUCUUGGACGACAACAACAUUGUGACCAGCUCCGGGGACACGACUUGUGCUCUGUGGGACAUCGAGACUGGGCAGCAGAAGACUGUGUUUGUGGGACACACAGGGGACUGCAUGAGUCUGGCCGUCUCUCCUGACUUCAAACUCUUCAUUUCGGGGGCCUGUGACGCCAGCGCCAAGCUCUGGGACGUGCGGGAGGGAACCUGUCGGCAGACAUUCACUGGCCAUGAGUCGGACAUCAACGCCAUCUGCUUCUUCCCCAACGGAGAGGCCAUCUGCACAGGCUCAGACGACGCCUCCUGCCGCCUGUUUGACCUGAGGGCAGAUCAGGAGCUGACUGCCUACUCCCACGAGAGCAUCAUCUGUGGCAUCACAUCCGUGGCCUUCUCCCUCAGCGGCCGCCUACUCUUCGCAGGCUAUGAUGACUUCAACUGCAACAUCUGGGACUCCAUGAAGGGCGAGCGUGUGGGCGUCCUCUCUGGCCACGACAACAGGGUCAGCUGCCUGGGGGUCACAGCUGACGGGAUGGCUGUGGCCACUGGCUCCUGGGACAGCUUCCUCAAAGUCUGGAACUAAGGAGGCUGGAGGAGGGGAGGUAAAAGGCCACGAAGACACAGCUGCCCCUCCCCUGCCCAAUUUUUUUCUAAGGUUUCUUUAAGUUUUCUCUUCUAUACCCUAGCUGCCAUUCCCACCCAGCUUUGUCCCUUGAGGGCGGUGGGGAAAAAUGGGGAGUCUGCCUUUGGGAGGCAUUAUCAGGGACAUGGGGGCAAAGAACUGCCCCAUCUCCUCCCAUGGUCUCCCCUCUCCACGGUCCUGCGGCUUCUCCCUUAAUAAGCAAGGACAACUGACCCCUCCCCAGCCCUUGGCAAGCCUAACAGGCUUCCAGUCUGAGGCCCCAGGCCCUAGAAUUCCUCCCCCCAGAGCGACUACCUUUAUCCAGAUCUGGGUGGCAGAGAGCACUCAGCCCUGUGACUAUGGCUCUGGCACCACUAAGAUCCUGUCCCUUGUCUCCUUCAUGAUCUCUCCCUUUUCUACCUUCUUUAUUUCUCUCCUAAAGCACCUGCAAUAAAGUGUACAGGCCUGGGA
Felis catus (domestic cat) is the source of this 2626-nucleotide messenger RNA. It is a transcript of the gene GNB3, whose product is annotated as G protein subunit beta 3. The record is from RefSeq and is a predicted model, not a curated record. The transcript has 10 exons. Gene Ontology annotation, cellular component: heterotrimeric G-protein complex; cytoplasm. Bases 1094 to 2116 code for a protein of 340 amino acids. NCBI's taxonomy places the organism in Eukaryota, Metazoa, Chordata, Mammalia, Carnivora, Felidae. Gene Ontology annotation, biological process: G protein-coupled receptor signaling pathway. Gene Ontology annotation, molecular function: signaling receptor complex adaptor activity; protein binding.